AUGCCUCUCAACACCAGAUACCCUUCCAAGCUCCGUGUCGUCAUCAUAGGUGCCGGAAUCGCUGGCCUUUCUGCCGCUGCGUUCCUCCGAAAAUGCCCCCAGUACGACAUCACUGUCCACGAACGUCGGGGCAAAGACUUCAAAGAAUCCUCUGCUGCCCUUGGUGUUGGUAUAAAUGGAAUCUCCAUACUGAAGCAGCUGGGCAUUAAAAGGAACGAGAUCCGUGCCAUUAUGGGUGCAGGAUACCGAACAUACAACACCCAGGAAGAGGAAAUGAGCAAGAGCCAGUUGGGCCGUGGACCGGACGAGGACGGCACCUUAUGGUUCGUGUUUCGACAGGACCUGAAAGAUGUCUUGCUACAGAGAGUGACGAGCGAAGUUGGAGAGGGCAAUCCGAUUAAAGUGCUGUAUGGCAGUUGCAUUGUGGGCGUCGACCCGGAGACUGGGGUGGUAGAAUUUGAGGACGGAACUUCUAUUAUCGCAGAUCUGAUUAUCGGAACCUUCGUGGCCAUAAUUGCCAGUGGCGAUGCUGGCAACCGCUAUGUGGUGAUGUACCCCUGCCGUGGCCGUGGACAGAUGAACAUCGCCUGUGCAGUCCCGGACUCAAGUCUCCAGAGACCAUCUCAGUUAGAUCGUACUCCGCGAGUUGAUCUCUUCCAGGUUCGCGAUCAGGAGCCUCUACCCACGUACGUUAGGGGCCGGACCGUGCUGAUCGGCGAUGCGACCCAUACGAUGGUUCCGUACCAAGGACAGGGCGCUAACCAGGCUCUCGAGGACAGUGAGGGUAUCAACGCACUCUUUGGUGAUGUCUACGACCGUGAUAAUAUCCCAAGUCUCCAACGGGUCUGGGAUAGCGUUCGUCGGCCACGGGCAUCAGACAUUCAAAGGGGCUCUCGCACUUCGCAGGGAAAGAUCUCGACAAAGGAGGAAAGUCAAGCGAUUCUAUCUGUGAAACCCGAGUAUCAUGAGUUGUUGGGGGUGGAUCGAAGAUUACCCUAG
This is a messenger RNA of Penicillium expansum, 999 nucleotides long. RefSeq names its product FAD-dependent oxidoreductase. Bases 1 to 999 code for a protein of 332 amino acids. Lineage: Eukaryota; Fungi; Ascomycota; Eurotiomycetes; Eurotiales; Aspergillaceae. The transcript has 4 exons. The record is from RefSeq and is a predicted model, not a curated record. Gene Ontology annotation, molecular function: FAD binding; monooxygenase activity.